UAUCUUGGUGGAUCAUAAGCGCUUUGUUUACCUUUUAUGGAUUGAUAACAAAUCGGAGAUGCACUUGGAAGAUACUCAAGCACAAUGGCCAUUACUUCAAAGCAGCUUUGUUGGGAUUCGAGGGUGUUACGGGAUAUGCUUGUGAUUCUACCAAAUCAAGAGAAUAUCGUAUAUCAUUUAUGUGCUGAAUCGAUAGGUGUGAUAGCAGAUUAUUUCUGGGAUAUUUGGGACUAUAUAAAGGGUUGUGUUGCGGUCUCUAGUACUCAUCACAUUUUCCUUCAUCACUUUGUUUCAGCUCUUGGUUUCCUUGCAACAACUUUUGAGUGUUUCGUUUCUCUUUCUGGUUGGUGUUUGCGGGUUUGGGUGGUGACUUUCAGCAUGUCUCAAAGCGGCUUAUUGGGAAAGAAUGUGGGGAGUACGAAUGAUGAGGUCGUGGCUCCUAAGAGGAGAAUCAAAAUUUCGUAUGUUGAUAACACAACUUUGAUUGUGGGGUAUUCAAAGACAAUGGUGGGGCGAUGUAUGAACCCGAAGGUGCAGAAUAUGAAGGCUCUCCUGAUCAUGCUACCCAAGUUCUAGCAUGUUGAAGGUAGAGUUGUGGGAGCUGACCUUGGGUUAGGGAAGUUUCAAUUUGAUUUUGACAAUGAGGAAGACAUCCUGGAGGUUCUUCAGAUGGGACCAUUUCAUUUUGAUGGUUGGAUGGUAUCACUGGUUCGAUGGAGUCCAACAGUGGAUCCUGCUUACCCUUCAGACUUAACCUUUUGGGUCAGAGUCCUGGAUGUUCCAUUCCAAUUCUGGGCAGAACCAACCUUUCGUGCCAUUGGCUCAGAGUUUGGGAGAGUGGAGGCGGUGGAUAUCGAUGGUGGGAGGGUGAAAGUGACGGUUAAUGGGUUCAAGCCCUUAUGCUUGGUUACGGUAAUUGAAUUCUACAAUGGCCAGGAGACUAUCGUCAAUCUCCGCUAUGAGCGUCUUCAUGGUUGCUGCAAGAAGUGUUCUAGUUUGUGCCAUGAUGAGAAUCACUGUCCACUAUGGGCUACUAAUAAGAUUACUCCAGCUUUGCAUUUCCCGGUGGAAGACGACUCAGCUCGUCCGCUGCAGAGUUACAAAGGGGCUAUCAUGAAUGACAGAAAUAACGGAAAAGGCAAGGAGGUGGAUACUCGGGGACUGCCUCAGCCCAGUCAGCGCCUACCCAAGGGUAAGCAGGAUGCAGGGUCAAAGAACCGGACCUCACGGGAAAUGGGUGAGUCUUCAUCCGAACCGCGUCGAUCCAACAAUUUGGUGGCUUUUAAGGAUUACCGCCAAAAGGCUAGAGCCUCCACGACGGUGGCACCUCCUUUGGGUGUGGUUCCGGUGGGAGAGCUGGAACCUGGACAGAUUCCGGAUCAGGUCGAGCAUGUGGCGGUUCAGGCUGCAACCUUUGGGGUUCCACCAUUGAAGCGGGUUCGGAGGUCUCUCUUUCAGGAACCGGAACUGCCUUUACAAUCACAUUUGCGAGAAGAGGUGAUCUUGGCUGAUGCGGGCUCCUCUGUCCCGGGUGACGGGUUUGCUCCACAGUCUACAGGCUCUGGUGCUCUACAGGCGGGCUCAACUCAGGUGCCUAUGGGCGAUAUUUCAGGAACGUUACCGGUUUUGCCAACAGCAAAGGAAACUCUGGAGGAGAAUUUUGAGCAGCGGAUGGAGGAGGUCGAAACAGAGGUGUUGGAUAAAACGGUUGAUGAUCCACAACAACAAACUAAUGGAGACAUGGAGGUUUCGGUGGAAGAUCAGGCCAUGAAUCCAACCGUCGCUAUUCCGACUCUCGGAGGAACAACAGCAGACUCAGGUGAUGGUCCCGUGGAAGCAAAACUUGACUCAGGUGCAACCUCUGUCAUGGCUCCACAAGGGGAAAAGGUCCACAAGGUGAAACCUCCUUUGUCACUUAAAGGAGCUGCUUUCAGGAAAUUGAACGUGUAUCUACGCACAACGCCAAGGAAACGCCCUGUCCCUAAAGAGGCUGGAGAAGGAUCAAACAUGAGGAAUUCGGAUCAGGAGAAGGGUCCAACUGGUGGAGUCAAGCCACCCAAACCAACAGCAGAUAAAUGAAGAUUU
Messenger RNA from Camelina sativa (false flax), 2085 nucleotides. RefSeq lists its product as uncharacterized. The record is from RefSeq and is a predicted model, not a curated record. Lineage: Eukaryota; Viridiplantae; Streptophyta; Magnoliopsida; Brassicales; Brassicaceae.